CUGUAUUAAACAAACACAUAGUUAUAUAUAGUUAUUUGUGUCACUAUUGCUUGUACAUGUUGAUAUGUCUGGCUCUGUAAACAACACCCUUGUACAAUUUAGCACAUUUUUCUGCAACUUCAUGUCACAUUGAAAGAGGAAGUCUGUCUGAGUGGAGGACUACAUUAAUGUGCUGUUGGUUUAUUUCUUGUUAACUUUCCACUCUGGCUUCAAGGUGUUAAUAGGAGGGAGGCUGGACGAUGAUGAUCCUUCCAAUCAGCUGUCUCAUUCUUCUUGUGACAGCUGUUCCCUGUUACUCAGUCAGUUUUGCAGAAAUAGAAAGAACCUCCCUGAAUGUCUUUGUGGGGACAUGUGUGGAGAUCAGAUGUAAAGUCACUGGAGUUUUACCUGAUGAAGAUGCUCUGUGGUUCUGGAUGAAGGAUGGAAAAUGGGAUGAAGGCAAACUCAGUGGCACCAUUGUUUACAGUAACAAGCCCACAGAACAACACAUCAGUCCACAGUUUAGACAUCGAGUCACUUACACUGGAUCUACACGAUUAGAGAAUACAGCCUCAUCCUCCAAUAAUCCAUCAUGCAGUGUUAGAAUCUGUGAUCUGACAGAACAGGACAGUGGAAAGUAUUUUUUCAGAUAUAUCUCUAAGGAGCGGGACUUUAAAUGGAGUACAAAUAAUGCUGUCAUUUCAGUCACAGAAAACCCAUGUGCAAUCACGUUCAACAAACCAGCGCCUGUACGAGAGUCUCAAACCAUCACUCUCACAUGUUCUACUCCGAGAUCAUGUUCUAAAUACUUGGAAAUUCAAACUGUUCCUUGGUCUGGUGUAAAAACAUCUCAGUCUAGCUCCAGUUAUUCUGCCUUUGCAUCCUACAGAGCCUCAUGGAGGGACAAUGACAAAGAGUUCACCUGUCAAACACGAGGAAACAAAGACCCACAACUGAUGAAGAAGAUCACGAUCUCAGUGGAGUACAAACCAAAGAACACCAACAUUGAAAUUGUUGGUCAGAGCAGAGAAGUAGCAGUGGGUCACUCUGUGACUCUCAAAUGUAACAGUGAUGCCAACCCUCCUCCUCACACAUACGAUUGGUUUAAAGGCAGUCAAUAUCUUCAGAGAACAACUGAAAACAGACUGGAGCUGAAGAAAGUGCAGAGAGCAGACGAGGGCUGCUACAUCUGCAAAGCUGCCAACAAACACGGACACGGCUACAGCACAGACCUGUGUAUAAAAAUGCUCUAUCCUCCCACCAGUCUGACUCUGUCCAUGAACUCAGAGGUGACAGAGGGACAGAAUGUCUCCAUCACAUGUCGUGUGGACAGUUCUCCAGUGUCCACCCUGACCCUCAGCAGGACCUCACAGGGUUCUCCAGUGGAGCUGCUCAGAGACACUGAGCACAACUCUCUGAUCUACUCUGUCACUGUGACCUCUGCCCAUUCAGGAGAAUACACCUGCUCCGCCCACAACAGUGUGGGCUCAGACAGCACCAAGAGGUCACUCACCGUCAAAUAUGCUCCUCAGAAGGUGAGAGUCCAGGCUGAUCCAGGUCUGAUGGUCAAAGAGAACACAACACUGACGUUACACUGCAGCGCUCUGAGCCAUCCUCCUGUGAGCUCAGUGACCUGGAGCAGGGGCCCCACGGGGCAGGAGUCCCUUGUGCACACGGGGCCCACCUUCAGUGUGAGCUCAGUCAGUGUGAACGACAGUGGCCUCUACAGCUGCACCGCCCACAACCAGCUCGGACAAGGAACGUCUCCACCAGCUGAAGUUCAAGUCAUGUUUGGUCCAAAUCAGGCUGUGGUGCUGAGAGCAGAGGAGGAGCAGGGCCCUGAUGGGAGCAGCUCAGUGACUCUGAGCUGCAGCAGCCACAGCUUCCCCCCGGUCAACCUCUACACCUGGUACAGGAGGACGGAGGACGGAGAGCUCAAAGUGUCUGAGAACAUCAACUACACUGUGCUGUCCACACAGCCCGGAGUCUACUACUGCACUGCCAAGAACCAGAUCAGUGAGAGCACGUCUGAGCCAGUCAGCCUCUUUCUACAGGAAAGCUUUGUGAAGUACACUGGCCUGGCUCUGGUGCCCCUGCUGAUCAUCUUAUGUGCUUUCAUUGUUUACAGGCUGAAAAUAAAGAGGUCUGUUGAAGGGGAAAGAACGAACAAGCCCUGGUGGAGGAGUUGUUCAAAGGCUCUGGGAGGAUGGCACAGCUCCAGAGGCUGCUCAGAGGAUGUCCAUGCAGAGACACCUGGAAGGAGAGAUGUCCCACCACCUCAGCAGAGAGCAGACGUGAUGAACAGUACAUCCAGUGCCAAUGCUCCUUACUCCACUGUGAACCUCCCCAAACAUAAACGAAGCCGUCCUGGCACCAGUGAUGAAAACAUCGCCUCAUUCUUCUACGCCUCAGUGCACUUUGACAAGAACCCAUCGACUCUGAUCCCCAAAGAAAGAGAGGAAGUCGUCUACUCCACUGUAAAGAAGCAUCAUGAGGAAGCAGGAGAUGUCUAUGAGAAUGUUAGAAAAAAGGCGGAUUGUUCAGCUGCAGCAGACAGCAGUGAGGAUGAGGUGGAUGUGAGUUACUCCGAGGUGAACUUGAGGAGUCGAGUGACGGCAGCGGAGGAGGAGUACUCAGAACUCAACUUCUAAACACACUUAGGAUCUAUUGACUCUGUGCACAGAAGUAUGUUAGCUAGCUCACUGUGUCUCAAAACUAACAGUCACUAGAGUUAAAUUAUUUUACAUGUUGUCAGUGACAUCCACCCACAACUCUCUGUCCACUGCCUUCUCUUUAAGUAUUAAUAUAUUUUAGCAUGACUCAGCAAAAACACAUAGAUACACAAUUACACAGGAAGUAGUGAGUCUAACAGUGUGUUUGCCGGGCCUGUUGUGCACAGAGAAUAUUACAAGAAACUCAUGAAAUACUGUAAAUGAAACCAGGAACACCUCACCCUUACACUGCCUACAGACGCCACAUCUCAACCCAUCUUCACCACAGCAGCAGAACCAUCAGCCUCCUCAGCCUCUCCUUCUCCUCACUCACUGUCUCUCCUGGUUGAAUUUCUUUAUUUGUGGUAUAUUGAUAUAUAGAUUGUGGGGGGUUCCUUGAAUUAUUGUCUUACUGUGUGG
Messenger RNA from Boleophthalmus pectinirostris (great blue-spotted mudskipper), 3110 nucleotides. RefSeq names its product B-cell receptor CD22-like. Lineage: Eukaryota; Metazoa; Chordata; Actinopteri; Gobiiformes; Gobiidae. The transcript has 15 exons. The record is from RefSeq and is a predicted model, not a curated record. Bases 240 to 2630 code for a protein of 796 amino acids.